Messenger RNA from Sinocyclocheilus grahami, 722 nucleotides. Its product is annotated as delta(3,5)-Delta(2,4)-dienoyl-CoA isomerase, mitochondrial-like. NCBI's taxonomy places the organism in Eukaryota, Metazoa, Chordata, Actinopteri, Cypriniformes, Cyprinidae. Bases 255 to 722 code for a protein of 155 amino acids. Gene Ontology annotation, molecular function: delta(3,5)-delta(2,4)-dienoyl-CoA isomerase activity. Gene Ontology annotation, cellular component: mitochondrion. The record is from RefSeq and is a predicted model, not a curated record. The transcript has 5 exons.
AGAGCCACCGUACGUCUGAGGAAACCACGAUGAAGUCCUAAAAAAAUAAAAGCUGCAGAAUAAACCAACUUUACCUAAAGACAGAUUGAGAUAUGACCCGUGCUUUCGUUUUGUUGUGACGAUUACGUCAAUUAUUUUCAACAAUUUAAGCAGAUAAAGUUAAACCUCAUUUUUGAAGCCAGUAUUGUGAUAUUUUUCAUUAACAGGUCUCCACCUCUGUGAUUGUGAAUAUAUCGGUCAAAGGGCACAUUGCAAUGGCAUUUGUAUUGAGUUCUGCCUUCAGAAAACAGGCUUUGUUGAUUCCGUUCAUGAACGCUGUUAGAGGAAUGUCUUCAUCAGGAGGACCGACACCCCCCUUCACAACCCUGUCAGUCACCCGGCCAGCUGAACCCAUCACUCACGUCGAGUUCUGCCGCCCGGAGAAACGCAAUGCAAUGAACAAGGCAUUCUGGCUUGAAAUGGUUGACUGCUUCAAUCAGAUAGCUGAGGACUCAGAAUGUCGUGUCGUGGUUUUCUCAGGUGCUGGAAAGCUCUUCACUUCAGGUAUUGACCUCAUGGGAAUGGCCAGUGAUAUUCUGCAGCCCGAAGGUGAUGACACAGCCAGGAUCUCAUGGAAUGUGCGCCGUGUCAUAACUAAAUACCAAGAGACCUUCUCUGUUAUUGAAAAGUGUCCAAAACCAGUGAUUGUGGCCAUUCAUGGAGCAUGUAUAGGAGGAGGUUAG